This is a messenger RNA of Komagataella phaffii GS115, 798 nucleotides long. RefSeq lists its product as hypothetical. The record is from RefSeq and is a predicted model, not a curated record. Gene Ontology annotation, biological process: transcription elongation by RNA polymerase II. Gene Ontology annotation, cellular component: nucleus; elongin complex. NCBI's taxonomy places the organism in Eukaryota, Fungi, Ascomycota, Pichiomycetes, Pichiales, Pichiaceae. The transcript has a single exon. Bases 1 to 798 code for a protein of 265 amino acids.
AUGAAAGAGAAACUGAGAGGAGCUCGCUCACUGUAUGAGCUUGCCUCUGCCAAAUGUAUAAGAUCCAUCAAGUUGAUCAAAGAUGUUGGGGAAGUGCCUGUUCAUGUAGUAGAGCCAAUCCUGGCCAAAAUGGGUGCACAUCAACUGGAAGCUAUUGAAAAAAUGUGUCCCCAUUUGGCGCUUAGUACAGACAAGAUAUGGCAGAACCUGAUAGAAAAAGAUUUCUCCAACAGACCUCUGAAUGAUGGGAGGCUGAGACGAACAAAGCCAAAAGAUCUUUACAUGAAAUAUAGACAGGAAAUGGAGGACUUGAGGAAGGAUGCAACAGAGCGAUUGAAGAAAACAACACAGAGAUUAAAUAGAAAGAAACAAGAGUCAAGAAUUGUCCAGAUAGAUCAGUUGAUUGAUCCAUCGGCGAGGAGGAAACGACCAGAGCAAUUCCAGGCACACAAGACGCCAAUAAUGCAAAAAGCUAGACAGGAAGCUCUAUUGAAAAGCAAAAUGUUCAAGGAAGGCAUUCGUUUCAACCAAGCACCAAAGACAGAAAAAAUGAGGGUCCCCGGAGGAUUCAAGAUGGCUCUGCAGAAAGGUGAGAAAUAUGAACCUAUCACCAGAGGAGUGAAAGGUACGGUGUCUAUAGCAGUAAAAGAUGGCAAAUCGUUGAAAGGUAAUGCAAAGUCAUCCGAAGAAAUUACGCAGUCUUCGAAGAGGACCACGCCACUUCAAUCAAAGACGCCUUCGAAGAGACAUCACAGCUCAAGAUCUCCCAAGAACAACGUAUUCAUAUACAAUUCAUGA